AUAUGAUCGACUGCAGUGAGGUAGCAAUAUGGCAGCCGUGUGUUGCAGAGGAUCGAACGUCAUAAUAUCACAAUGAAGGAACAAGGCAUAUCGUGCGAAGUAAUAAACGCGUGUUAAAAGUUGUAAUUCGGCAGAUAUGCCCUCCUAGCAAUGACAGUCCCAACGAAGCGUUUUAAGCGACAUUACAAAUUCCGUUGAGAUAUAUUCGUCGACCGACACGGAAUACAAGAAUGAGUUCUUUUGCAGAACUUAUUACGGAAUAUCCUCAACGCUGACAGAAGAGCAAAGAAACACUUAAUAAAUUCUUCGUCGGAUGAAGGUACAUGUCGGUCGAUAAUGUUCGAUUCAGUAACACGUGUUCCAACGAUAUCUUUUAUCCCAGCAUGAUUUCUUAAUCUAAGGAAAUACAUCUAUGGAACCUUAUGUCUUAACAAAUUGUAUAUUAACAAAACUCGUACCGUGAACAUUUCAUUUAUCACAUUGACGAACGGACAGACAAAAAAUGAGCAGAAUAGAGAGCAUAUCGGAUAAUGGGGACAGUUGGCACCAAUGUGCCAAAUGGUUAACAAGAUGUGGAGCUUUACGAGAAGAUCACAAAGCCAAUUGGCCGGAGGCAAGACCAUUCGACUUAGCAUAUACAUUGAGAGAUGGUGUAUUGCUAUGCAAUCUUCUAAACAUACUGGAUCCUGGAUGUAUAGACAUGAAAGAUGUAAAUCAGAAACCGCAGAUGGCACAAUUUUUAUGUUUAAGAAAUAUAAAAGUGUUCUUGUCAGCAUGCUCAACUACAUUCGGUUUGCCUGAUUCUGACCUUUUCGAACCUUCAAUGCUCUUCGAUCUAUCUGAUUUCGGUCGCGUACUGUGCACUUUAUCAGUUUUGUCAACAUGCCCACGUUUAAGGCGUAAAGGUAUUCCUGGUUUUUCUGUAGGUCAUGGCAGAUCACAAGAGGACAUCUAUAAGGAUUUAGAAAGCGCUGGUGCAGGCCGUGAGGAUGAAGGUCGCCGGAGAAGAUUUCGAAGGCGAGAAGGAGACGAGGCAGGUGGAGGAGGAGACAACGACGAUCCGGUCGGCGAAGAGGACGGAUAUGGAGCAUACUGCAGCCAUGCUCACAACGAGGAAAUUUACCAGGAUCUUUGUAGCCUACACUUGCCGCCUCCUCCAUCUGCAGCACAGGAUGGCGUGAUCUCCGGAGGUGAAAAACGGGAUUACGUGAUUCAGGAGCUGGUUGAAACGGAACGGAACUACUCUGACGUCCUUAACAGCUUACUUAAACACUUUGCUAGGCCUCUGUCCUCAUUCUUACAACCCGAGGAUUGCGCUCGUAUCUUUUUCCGUAUUAAAGAACUCGCAGAGAUUCAUGCAGGUUUUCAUAGUCAACUUCGUAAAGCAAGAACAGGCGCCGCUCUAGCGCAGGUUUUCCUUGAUUGGCGAGAGAAGUUCCUUAUAUACGGCGAUUAUUGCGCAAAUCUUACGCUUGCUCAAAACACAUUGCAAGAAGUGUGUACGCGUAACGACUCAGCCAACCAAGAAGUUAUCAGGUGCCAACAAGAAGCAAAUAAUGGAAAAUUUAAAUUACGAGAUAUACUAUCUGUUCCAAUGCAAAGAGUAUUGAAGUAUCAUUUAUUGCUUGAUAAAUUAGUAGAAGAAACUCCUUGUGACUGGUUGGAAGAUAAGCGACAACUUGGGAAAGCUAGGGAAGUGAUGGUCGAUAUAGCGCAGUAUAUUAAUGAGGUGAAGCGCGAUUCAGAUACGUUAGACAUUAUAAGAGACAUUCAAGCGUCAAUCGUCGAUUGGGUUCCGGAAGAUACACAGUUAAAAGAUUUUGGACGUUUACUGAGGGAUGGGGAACUGAAGGUAAAAGCUCACGGCGAUCAACGGGUUAAAGUUCGUUAUGCGUUUGUCUUCGAACAAGUAGUAUUGAUUUGUAAAGCAGGAAGAGGGGAGCAAUAUUGCUACCGUGAAACUCUACGAUUAGAUAAUUAUCGACUGGAAGAUCAUAUGGGAAGACGAACGAUCGGCAGAGACUCUCGGUGGUCCUACCAAUGGUUACUGGUUCACAAACAACAAUACACGGCGUACACUUUAUUCGCCAGAACGGAAGAACAGAAGCAAAUGUGGAUCAAGGCUCUCCAAGAUGCGAUGGACAAUGUCAAUCCAGCUGCGUGUCGUAACACGAAUCACAAGUUCAAACUCACAACGUUCGAGACUCCUCGUAGUUGUCAGCGAUGCGACAAGUUCUUGAAAGGUCGAAUUUUUCAGGGAUAUCGAUGCGAGGUAUGCCGCUUUGCUGUACACAAACAGUGCAUUGCGCAUUCGGGUCGGUGUAUGCCGGCAGCACCUACGCCACCGCCUCCACCACCUCUACCAUGCGAACGUGCUCUUUCGGUAAAAUUAUGGUUCGUAGGAGAAAUGGAACGUGACACGGCCUCAAAUAAAUUAGAACCCCGCGAAGAUGGAACGUAUAUGUUACGAGUACGACCCGCAGGACAACCGCGUUUAAAACACGAAACCAAGUACGCUCUCAGUAUCAAGGCGGACGGAGCGGUAAAACAUAUUAGAGUAUUUAAACGCGAUGUUGAAGGCGCUGAUGUCUAUUACCUAAGCGAGUCUCGUUUCUUCAAAAGCGUGAUCGAACUAAUUGAAUAUUAUGAACGGGAGUCGUUGUCGGAAAAUUUCGAAAAACUAGAUCAGCGUUUACUAUGGCCAUACAGGCGCGUGAUAGCCACAGCGUUGUUCGAUUUCCGUGGCGGGGAACGGAAUCAGUUAAGCCUACGGCGAGGUUGUAAGGUUGUCGUACUGAGUAAAGAAGGUGAUGCCAAAGGUUGGUGGAAAGGGAAGAUAGGAGAUCAAGUAGGAUUUUUUCCAAAAGAAUACGUUGAGGAAGAGUAACCAUAAAUUAUGUCAGUUAAUGUUUCUAAUCAUGUGAUAGCACGACGCAUCAAGAAUAUUUUACAUGUUAAUCGUGUGAUCGUGCGGUCAUGAUAUUUUAUCCAAACUGUUUUAAACCGACAAGAUGACGAAAUAAGCUACAAUAUAGACAUUUUUACAGUACAUAAAACGUAGAAGGAUCCAUUUUCAUACAUCACUAUCAUUAUAAAAAUAACAAUUUAUUUUGCAGUUUCCUUGAAAUUGUACUAUAUCACAAUUACCUAAACAGAAAGUACGUAUUCAUAUACGGGAACCGAAUUCACAGACACAAUUAUAUUUACCUAUUUGUAUAGAUGCGAAGAGUUAUAAUUAUUUUUCAGUACGAUGUAACAGUACGAAUAAUGUUUAAAGGAAAAGGUCAUAAGGAUCGAAGUUGUCUGUUCCUGUAUAUUAGAAAUCAUACAGAAAAGAACGUAUUGCCAAAUGAUUAUACUUCUAGACAGCUUUCUCCUUCAUGACUAGAUUUUUAAGUCAAUUGCCAGGCCUCAAUUGUAUAUAAUGUAAUUCUGUACUGUUAAUGAUAAAAAAUUUUAGCUACUUCGGAACUGUAAACAUACACACGUAAAAAUAUAAACGACCGCUAUGUGUAUUGUUGUAACAAAUUAGUCGUACUAUUUUUUUAACUGUUACACAAAUUCUGAUUGUGCCAAUAAGAAUAAUCAAUAAAAUUUAGAUGUUAUUGAAA
Messenger RNA from Ceratina calcarata, 3611 nucleotides. It is a transcript of the gene Vav, whose product is annotated as Vav guanine nucleotide exchange factor. The coding region runs from base 503 to 2887 and encodes 794 amino acids. The record is from RefSeq and is a predicted model, not a curated record. NCBI's taxonomy places the organism in Eukaryota, Metazoa, Arthropoda, Insecta, Hymenoptera, Apidae. Gene Ontology annotation, cellular component: cytoplasm. Gene Ontology annotation, molecular function: guanyl-nucleotide exchange factor activity; protein binding. Gene Ontology annotation, biological process: cell migration; regulation of GTPase activity. The transcript has 9 exons.